ACCAUUCUAAUUCCACGUCUUUUCUCCUUUGCAGUUUAGAUACCCCCUUCCACGAUACCCGCCACGUUACUUGUUAAUUUCAUCUGAUUGACGAUUACGACUUCUACCUCUCACAUCCAGAUACCCCAGAACAUCACAGUUAAUUCCUACAACCCACCACAGUAGAUUCAUCAUGGCGCCCUCUGCGUCGGUCAACGUUCCUACGAACACCAAGAUCAAGGAGCAGGAUGUUAACAACAAGCUCCAGCUCUAUGGAAUCUUCUCUGCCUUUUCCAAUGGCAAGGUCCCAUCAAACAAGCAAAUUGAUGUUGCUAUGAACAGCGCUCUCGCAUCGCGACCGCUCUCAAACCCUUCAAAGAAGCUCUCAACAGAGGGUCAGAAGCUUGUUGGUGAUUUGCGCGAGGUUGUUGAGCAGGCCAAGCUUCUCCUCUUGACGAAGAACGAGGGCAACCUUCUUCAGGACUUCAUUUGGCAAACCCAGCAGAUCUCUGGCGGCAAUGCCGGCACUCCUAACGCUCCUGUCGACAAGGAAACCGCCAAGCAGCACGGUAACGAGGCCCUUGACGGCCUGCGUACCCUCGGAACGCUCAUCCUGUCCAACGGUCAAUUCCGCAAGCUUUUGAGCGAUGCCAGCAUUCUCUUCAGAGACAUGGCCGGUGAUGCCGCUCAGAAGGCGGCCAACAAGGUCAACCCUUCCGAGGAUGAGCUCAACCAGAUUGACAAACCUGCCGAGGACAACACCUGGCACGAUGUUCCCGACCUUUCCAAGGAUAACCUUAAGAACCAGGCUAGGUCCAAGUACAACGAGCAGAAGCCGUUCAACAAGCAGGAGGCUAAGGGUGCUCUUGGUGAUGCUGCCCAGGCCGCUCACCCUAGCGGCUCUCGUGACCCCGCCCACGCUGCUGAGCUCGCCGCCCGCGACCAGCAACAGGGUACCAACUCUGGUGUCGAUGCCGGCAAGGGUCUUCAGCAGGGUGCUGACCAGCUCCACCAGACUGCUCGCGAGAACAUCCCCGACGAGACUCAGGAGAAGGCUCGCAACGCCAGGGAGCGCACCACCAACUACAUGAAGGACAAGAUUCCUCAGGAGCGCCGCGACCAGGGCAUCUACCGCUUGAAGAAGAUGGUCGCCGAGAUCCAGGGCCACCAAGACUACCAGCAGGCUAUUGAUACCCUCCUUCGCCUUGCCGAGCAGUACUCCGGCCACACUAAGAACCUGGCCAACCAGAGCCAGGGAACCGUGAAAGGUGCCCACAAGGAUGACAGUCUGCAGAUGGCUGAAGCUGACCUCAAGACUCUCAUCGAGCGCUUCGCCAACGGCACCUCGUUGGACGACAUGUUCGACUCCAUCAACGUCAUCUACCGCGAUGCCGACAGUGAUCCCGAGCUUAAGGGCUGGUUCACUCACAUGAACAAGUACAUCCGCAAGUGCCUCAAGGAGCAAGGCUACGUCCUCCAAGACUCUUCCACCGAGGAGUGGAACAAGCUCUACGACCAGGGCGAGUUCCUCCUCCGUGACCGCUACCGCAACCACACCGACAGAAUUGCCGAUGAGUUCAAGUUCUACAUCGAUCAGUUCAACCAGGACAGACAGAAUGUCGCCUUCGGUGAUGCUGUCCAGAAGCUCUUCCUCGACCUCGGUCAGGAUGAGAACGGCCAGGCUCAGUUCAAGCCUCAUCUCAUCAAGGAUUUGACCGAGGUUAUCCUCCCCGGUCUCUUCGAGUCCAUCCGCUAUGUCCCUAUUCCUCGCAUCGAGUACUCCGACCCCAUGAUGGACGCUAUCGUCGAGAACCUCGUCCUCGAGGGUGACAACCUUGCUCCCAACGUCAUGGAGUUCGGCAGCGACAACUACUGGCGCUGGGGCCGCAAGUCCAUCACUAGCAAGAACAAGAACAAGGUCAUGCUUUCCGUCUCGGGCGUCCAGUGCGACCUUCGCGACGUCAGCUACUACAUCAAGAAGAAGGAGGGCUUCCCCAGUAUUACUGACAAGGGUGUCAUGGACAUCUUCCUUGGUGGUACCGGUCUUAGUUUCAAGGUCGCCAUGGAGACUGCAGACAAGACCGACAGCAAGCACUUCUUCAAGGUCAACUCUGUCCACGUUGACAUCAAGAACAUCAACAUCAAGCUGAAGCAGUCCAACCACAAGCUUCUCUUCAACAUGUUCAAGCCUCUUCUCCUCAAGGUUAUGCGUCCUGCUAUCCAGAAGGUUGCAGAGACCCAGAUCCGCAACAACAUCCACCAGCUCGACGAGAUGCUCUUCGCCAUCCACCAGGAGGCCAAGAAGGCUGAGGCUCAGGCCAGGAACAACCCCGACCCCGAGAACAUCCAGAACAUCUACCAGCGCUACGCCACCGCCGCCCAGCAGAAGUUCACCAAGGGCAAGCAAAAGAAGGAUGAGGUCGCUGCCGAUAAGAAGGUCAACAUGGCCGUCACCCAGCACGACAGCAUCUUCAAGAACAUCUCCCUUCCCGGCGGUAUCAGCACCAAGGCUACCGAGUACAAGGAGCUUGCCGCUAAGGGCGACAAGUGGGAGUCCCCCAUCUUCAGCAUUGGUUCUGCUAGGGAGACUUCCAACCUGCCCAAGAUGGCUGCCAUCAGCCGCAAGCCCCACCGCGUCAACCAGGAGGGUGUUCGUGGUCCCAACAACCUCGGCACCGACCAGUAUGGCUCUGGAUUUAACGGAUCCUCUGAGACUGGCCCCAGCGGUGGUCUCAGCUCUUCGGGCAACACUGGCUACGGCUCUCAGUCCGGUUACGGUUCUCAGGGCAGCACUGGUUACCACGGUGGUUCUAACACUGCUGGUCUUACUGGUCAGGUUCCCGUCCGUAGUGGCAACACCACUGGCACUGGCUAUGACCAGAACACCACCAACACCACUGGCUACCACCAGGGCUCAUCUCACUACGCUGCUGGCGAGGGUCCUAUGGGUACCACUCGCGAGUCCACUGGUGCUGGUAACUUUGGUGGCGAGGUCGACCGCGCCUUCCACGAUGCCACUACCGGUACUGCCACCGGCACUACCGGCACCACUGGCACCACUGGUGCUGUCCAGGGUGACGAGACUCAGCACACCUUCUUCGGCAAGAACAACCCCGUCUUCCAGGGUCGUGUUUAAGCGUCUCACCUGAUGUUUACUUUCUUUGGUUAUUCUGUUUCGCGAUGUUUUUUACCGUCAUGAUACCACUGCCGCACGGCAGUUGCGAAGAGGAAGGAGGAUAUGAAAAGAGACGUUAUACCCCAGCAACAUAACAUGCGAGUGAUAAUGGUGGAGUGUUCUUAUCCUGCAUUCAUUCAGAAAAUCGGUUUCCUUAGCUUUUGUACCCUAAUACCAGUCUUUCAAGUUAUAAUCUCCUAUCUAUUCUCUCGCUG
Molecule: messenger RNA, 3369 nt
Organism: Aureobasidium pullulans EXF-150
Lineage: Eukaryota; Fungi; Ascomycota; Dothideomycetes; Dothideales; Saccotheciaceae
Exons: 5
Coding region: 173-3115 (980 amino acids)
Molecular function (GO): lipid binding
Source: RefSeq, a predicted model, not a curated record